Molecule: messenger RNA, 558 nt
Organism: Biomphalaria glabrata
Lineage: Eukaryota; Metazoa; Mollusca; Gastropoda; Planorbidae
Exons: 3
Coding region: 46-558 (170 amino acids)
Source: RefSeq, a predicted model, not a curated record
UGUCUGAAACUAAACUCUUACCUGGCCGAGCCCGAGACUGCACAGAUGCAGACAUUUCUUCAAGACUACCUCCAGAACCGAACAGGUUGGAUAGGAGCUAACAACAUGAAUACAAAAAGUCUGUUCCGAUGGGCGGUCAGUAACAGGACCAUGUACACUGGUUUCACAUUUCUGAAUGACAACACUGGCUCAAGCAACUACGUCUUGUGGAGAUACACCACAGGUGCAGGGGUCGUGUGGGAGGCCAGGACUGGUCAAGAGCUCAACGGAUUUGUCUGUCAGACAGCCCCAUCUGCUUUAAAUUCUCGUUUCUACGUGGCGGUCAUGCCCCAACUGUACAAUGGGAGUUCACUGCAAGGACAGCUUCAAGUGACCUCCAGCAACCCUGACGUCAUGUAUAUCAGGUUCAAGGUUAGCUACAACAAGAGCUCCCAGAAUACAACAAUAUUACCUCUGGCGCCAAGGACAGCUGUCAACUUUUUAGUAGAUGAAAACGUGUUUCUGACAACGCCAGGUAAGAAUGACUUAUUUCCUGUCACAUGGUCCCAGCCCCGGUGA